Dichomitus squalens LYAD-421 SS1 is the source of this 2952-nucleotide messenger RNA. RefSeq lists its product as uncharacterized. The transcript is spliced from 11 exons. Gene Ontology annotation, cellular component: mitochondrion. Bases 237 to 2879 code for a protein of 880 amino acids. Gene Ontology annotation, molecular function: 3'-tRNA processing endoribonuclease activity. The record is from RefSeq and is a predicted model, not a curated record. NCBI's taxonomy places the organism in Eukaryota, Fungi, Basidiomycota, Agaricomycetes, Polyporales, Polyporaceae. Gene Ontology annotation, biological process: mitochondrial tRNA 3'-end processing.
AGCUCCUUCUCCAUAGGACUUCUGACAUACGUUCAUUCACCUUCACAAUUCCGAACCUUGGACCUUAGGCAAAUUGCAGGCUGUCUCACAAUAUCUUGGGUUUCCCUAGCAAUCUGGCUUGGAUAUGUCGUAGGGCGACACACUCCUUCAAUCUCGCUGUCAACUCAAGCACUCUUCGACUUGCGCCUGCUCUUCGCAGUUUUGCUUCCCAAUCUGUCCCAUUGAGGGACCCGAGCAUGGCGACCUGGAAUGUCUCUGUUCUGACCUCCGCGUCGUCUGACACGGAGCCCUCUCUCCUCGUCAACUUUGGAACGGCCAAGUACAUCUUCAAUGCCAGCGAGGGCUUGGGUCGGUCAUGGUUGCAGAGCCACCAUUCCUUUAGAAGGUUGAAGGGGUUAUUCUUGACGGGUGCAGGGACACAGAGGUGUGGUGGCAUUGCUGGCCUCUUGAUGCUUUGUGCGGACGCGUCAGUGCCCGCUAUGGACAUCGUGGGACCGUAUGGCUUGAUGCAUUAUCUCGCUACCAUGCGCGGGUAUACAUAUCGCUCAAUGAUGACUGUCAAGGCGGUGGAAGCUCCAACCACUCCCGCGCACGAAAGCCUCAACUCGCCGCCGCCAAUUUUUCAGGACGAAAACAUCACGGUCCACUCCAUCCCUUUAUACCCGUCUGUUGAGACCGUACCUGCUGGGGACCCUUCAGAACGGCCAUUGAAGAGAAAACGUUCCCUCUCUCCCCCAACUUCCUCAAAACGCACUUCUCCGCCGCCAGUUGGUGACAGCGUCGUCGAGUCUACGUCUCCAGUGCCCGCAGUCAUCUACGAGCGUGCGAAGAGGAGCGAUUUCUCUCCGUCCUCGCUCACUGGUUCAGACGCUCAAGAAUGGCGAAAGCUCAUGCUGCAGGAGAUGUUUCCGCUGGAGGCUCCCCCAGAGCAGGAUAUCGGCCUCUCUAAGAAGGAGAAGCGCGAGGCGAGACAGACUAUCGUUCAGACGGCGAGCGCUCCGAUGUCAUCUCGAGCACGAUCGCCAGUUGCAAAUGACAAGAAGCACGCCCGGCUCCCCCGUCUGGAGAUGGGACCCGAAGGGCUGCCGACGCUCGGGUACCUCCUGGUUGGGCCGACUGUUCGUGGCAAGUUCGAUGCGAAGAAGGCGGAGGAGCUUGGCAUUCCUCGUGGUCCCAUCCGAGGGCGACUGAUCAAGGGCGAGACGAUCACAUUCGAGGUAGACGACGGUCAAGGUGGCAAGCUGCAGCGUACCGUCAGACCGGAGGAUUGUGUUGGCCCAAGCGAGAGCCCUCAGUCGAUUCUCAUACUGGACGUGCCAACGUCGGCAUACAUACCCUCCCUCAUGGCAUCCUUUGCGGACUCACCUUUCUUCUCGCAAUAUCGCUCAAAGGAAGAGACGGCCCGGAGGCAGCAUCCCGUGUACGCCGUGUAUCAUAUGUGUAGCGCCAAAGUACUCGAAGAUGAACGGUAUAAGUCGUUCAUGAACGGGUUCUCUGAUGAGACUUACCACGUAGUAUCUUCAAAAGAGCACACGCCAAAUCAAAUCUCCUUCACUCGUUCGGCACUCGUGCAAGCGAAGCUCAAUCAACUGGACGCUGAUAUGUUCCCCAUCCCAAAAUAUGAACUAGCUCCUCAGCGAGAUCUUGCUUCCAUCACCGGUCUUCCCACAAGGACAAUCUUGUCUCGAAGAGAUCUUCUACUCGGCCUCCGACCCCUCAAUGCACCUGGGUACGAUUCCUUAGCAAAGGAGGAUGCGUUCAAGACGCUUGCUGAGUCCAAAUCUUUGCCCGAACUAUCGGCUUCAGUCAACGAGAAGUUCGCCGCCGUGAAGGCGCGCGUUGCUGAGCGGAUAGGCCGACGUAGCCCGGCGAGCCAACCAGGAGACGACGUCGUGGUAACUCCUCUCGGCACUGGCAGUGCUAUACCCACCUUAUUGCGAAAUGUGUCCGGAACGUUGAUUCAGAUCCCGGGCCACGGCAGCAUCCUUCUCGAUUGUGGCGAGGGUACCUGGGGCCAACUUGUUCGAUCUUUCGGCGACGAUCCCGCGAGGUCCACAGGUGUUUGGGAGGUAUUGCGUAAUAUAAAGUGCAUCUACCUGAGUCAUAUGCACGGCGACCAUCACAUGGGACUGUCGAAGAUUUUGACAAUGCGUGCGCAGAUGAACCCACCUCCCACGGACCCACUGUAUGUCGUCGGCCUUCGUCACCACCUCAUGUACCUCUUGGAACGUCAAGAGCUUGAAGAUCAAGGGCUGGCAGAUCUCAAUGGGAUUGUCAUGGUCCUCUCAGACGCGCUUAAUUGGCGAUUCGCUCGCCCGUACGGAAGGAACCAGACUGAAGACGAGCCCUUCAUGAACCAAGAAAGGUCGCGCGAGAAUGCUCAAGCGAUGUGCCAUGCGCUCGGGUUGAAAAGCUUCACCACCGUUGAUGUCGCGCACCGAACCCGCUGCUACGGUGUGGUGAUCAGGCACAGGGACGGAUGGAGCAUGGCCUUUUCCGGGGACACCAUGCCGACGGACAAUUUGGUCAAGGCAGGCCGCGACGUCACGUUGCUUAUCCACGAGUCGAGCAUGAGCCCCGAAGAAGAGGAGCUGGCGCGAGAGAAGGCCCACAGCACCUCGGCACAAGCGAUCGAUGUGGGCAGGCGUAUGCGGGCUCAGAAAAUUCUCCUGACCCACUUCUCUGCCCGUUAUCCUGGGAUGCCGCCUCGACAAGGCGAAACGUCUGGCGGGCCCCUCAUUGGGCUUGCAUUCGACUAUUCUCGGAUACGCUUGGGCGACAUGUGGAAGCUCAACACGUACCUGCCUGCGAUACAACACGCAUUUGACGACUUAGGGGAGGAGGAGCCCAUGGAAAUCGACCUCACAAAAUUACAGUAGAUACUCGGACAUCACUAUUGCUUACAGAUCGCCUAAUUCAGCGCAAACGUUGCCCAUCGUUCAUCACAUAUUC